Messenger RNA from Monascus purpureus, 1233 nucleotides. The record is from the annotation of a GenBank genome assembly. Lineage: Eukaryota; Fungi; Ascomycota; Eurotiomycetes; Eurotiales; Aspergillaceae.
ACUGGGAUAGCUAUUCUUAGUAUGCGCUAUGCAUAAGCACUUGGCUAUGGGAUCUUCUCACUCGAAUCAGACAGCCAUUCUUGAUACCGAUUAAUAUGAUUAUGGUUACAAAAAGUUUAUCAGAAGCCAAAAUGGUCAAGCUUAUGCGCUGAUCAUCUCGUAAAUGCUGUGAUAUGGAGAUCGUUGGAUAUAUUAAGGUGCUGUCCCUCUAUUUCUGCUUGAUUUGUUCUGUUUUACUGUUUUACUGUCGUACAUAUCAACAGCAUCACAACCCAACAGCGCAAGGAAAGCCUAACUAUGGCUCAACCUCAAACAAUCCCAGACCCGGAUUUAAUCACCAAAAUGGAAUGCUUUACCAAAAAGUACUACCGAGAUACGUAUCCAUCCAUAGAUCCGACCCAGCCAGAGCUUUCUCAAGCCGGAAAAGUUGUCAUCGUUACUGGUGCCAGUCGUGGGAUAGGAAAACAGGGAUUUGCUGCCUCAUUUGCCCGUGCCCAUGCUGCUGCUAUCGUCCUCAUUGCGCGGUCUACUUCCAAUCUAGCCCAGACAGAGGAUCUCAUUAAACGGAUCAAUCCACACACAAAAGUGCUCUCGUUUGCCGUGGAUAUCCUCGAUGAGGCUGGCAUCCAAAAUGCCAUGCAGGAGACUGUGAAGCGAGUCGGCAUUCCAAGCGUCCUGGUUAACAAUGCAGCAGCCAUGACCAUGGAGAACAUUGCCAGUUCCGACAGUGAAUCAUGGUGGAAGAUUCAAGAGGUAAAUGUCAAAGGGACAUACAUAACGACGAAAGCCUUUCUAGGUGUAACAGGCACAAAUCCAACUUCGCCAACAACCAUAAUCAACGUCACCUCGCAGGCAGCCACACAUGUCGCAGCCGGGUUGAGUUCCUAUAGCAUCUCCAAGCUGGCCAGCAUCAAAAUCAACUCCCACCUAGCAGAGGAAUAUCCUAGUAUUACUUGUGUUGCGCUUAACCCAGGUUUCAUUGCCACGGAGGUUGCGACGAAUAUUCCCAUUCUUGUCCCGUUCAUUCGGGAUACACCAGAACUUGCAGGAGAUACUGCGGUAUGGCUGUCUAGUGGUGAUAGGAAGUUUCUGUCUGGGAGAGUUAUGACGGCGUGGUGGGAUGUGGAUGAGAUGCUGGCAAGGAAGCAGGAGAUUAUCGAGGGGAAUUUGCUGACGCCUUGUCUUCGGGGGAGGUUUGGGAUCUGAAGAUAUUACCUACUACGGAGUAGAUAU